Molecule: messenger RNA, 1395 nt
Organism: Rotaria sp. Silwood1
Lineage: Eukaryota; Metazoa; Rotifera; Eurotatoria; Philodinida; Philodinidae
Source: the annotation of a GenBank genome assembly
AUGAAACACCAGCAUCAACGUCAAUAUACGUUUAACUAUAAUCGUAAAUCGUUGCCUCCUUCAAUUCCUGAUCCAAAAUAUGCAUACGGUUUUGAAGAAAAUGAUGCAGGAAAACUUGUUCCACAACAUCCACCUGAUCGAGAUGCAAGUUUAGGUCCUGCUUUUUAUAAUGCAUCAGUAUCUGUAGAGAAUGAUACAUCAAGACUUUAUCAUGGUGUCCAUUUUGGUAAAUAUUCAAGUAAACGUACAGAUUUUUCCGGAAAACUAGGUCCUGGUCCAGGUGAAUAUGAUCCAACUAAUCCAAUUAAACUUGAAGUUCAACAUAUGAAUAUGAAAACAUUGGAAAGACGACCAGAAUUACAAGUACCACGAUAUCCUGAUGUUAUGCUCAAAACAGUUACUAAAGAAAGUCUUCCUGGACCUGGUCAAUAUUCAAUAAAACGUGACCUUGAUCCUCAACUAACAAAAACUGAAAUAAUAGGAAUUGAAUUUGAACGACCACCAUUCGGUUCACAAACAAAACGUUUCGAUAGUUUUACAUCUGAAGUACCCGGUCCUGCAAGUUAUAAUGAUAAAGUCUUAACAGCAUUUAAUGAUAGUCAAACAAAACCAACGAGUCUUAAACGAACACCAUUUAAUCAAACAGCAGCUCGAUUUGUAUCAUAUGAUUACAAAUCGACAAGUGCACCAGGUCCUGGUCAAUAUCGUAUAGCUGGUUUUGCUGAUGAAAAUUUACGACGAGCAGUUGUUGAAGGUGGAAAAAAACCACCAUUCAAUGUUACUUCAAUACGUAAAUUAACUAUAACACGUAAAGAUGAUUAUAAUACACCAGGUCCUAACAGUUAUGAUAUUAAAAGUCAACCAUAUAAACCAAAAAUUGACCAUCCAUCAGCCAAUUUUAUUUCUAGCACUGCUAGAGAACCACUUAUUGAAGAUCUACCCGGUCCUACAGCAUAUGAUGUUCCACGUGCUUAUCAUGCAUUAAUAUCUCAACAUCGAAAAUCACCACGUUCAAAAAAUGCUCGUCAACGGCAGAGUCAAUUCUUAAGUGCUGCUAAACGAACAUUUGCUGGUGAAAUAUCAAGUGAUACACCUGGACCAGGUGCAUAUGAUGGUUUUAUUACUUCACGUACACAUGGUUAUGCACCUGUACGUUCUUCCCGGUUUUAUCAAGAUGUUUCCAAAAUGCCCGGUCCUGCUGAUUAUGAAUUAUCGCCACUUUUACAAGAUACUGUUCUUCGUGGAACAUUUAAUUCAACAUUAAAUAAUCCUAUUUUAGCUAAAUUACAAAGUCGUGCUUUAAGAGAUGAACAAGCAGCUAUUACAGAGUCAAGUUCUGUUCCAACAUUACCAGUUCCAGGUGAAACUAAUGGUGGUGUAGUUGCACAUGCAUAA